Molecule: messenger RNA, 208 nt
Organism: Candidula unifasciata
Lineage: Eukaryota; Metazoa; Mollusca; Gastropoda; Stylommatophora; Geomitridae
Source: the annotation of a GenBank genome assembly
AUCAACAUUCCCUGAGAAACAGCUGACCUCAUCCCUGGGCACAAACUCUGAGAAGAUUGUUCGCUUUGCAGUUCGAUCAUUAGGCUGGGUGAAAAUUGCCGAAGAGGACUUAACCCCAGAGCGUAGCAGCAAGGCUGUCAACAAGUGUAUCGUUGACCUCUCUCUGGGCCGUAAUGACAUCAACGAUGCCGUGGGACGCUGGGGAGAU